AUCACUGAGCUGCUGAGCGGAGAGGUUCCUAUAAGGUGUCAGGAUGUCGCUGUCUAUUUCUCCAUGGAGGAGUGGGAGUAUUUAGAAGGACAAAAGGAUCUGUACAAGGACGUCAUGAUGGAGAAUCACCAGUCCCUCACAUCACCGGAUGAAUCCAGUCAGAGAAAUCCACCAGAGAGAUGUCCCAGUCCUCAGUAUUCCCAGGACUGUCCAGAGGAGAAACCAAAUAUCCCACUGGAUCAUCAGGAAAGUUCUGGUGAAACGACGAGUGAACAUGAAAAACCCAUCUCAGUGUCUGUGAAUGUGGAAGACGGGAUGAGCGACUCCUAUGGACAUCUCCAUUUAUCUUCCCAUCAUGAAGCAGAAGAUAACAAUACCACACAAGAUGAUUUAAUAACUCCUAAUGUACCCUCAGUCCUUCUCAGCAGAGAUCUAUCCACUGAAACCGUUGGUCACAAAAAACCUUCAUUUAAGCAAUUACUGAUUGGUAAAACAAGAACUAAACAGAAAUGUGGGAAAGUUUUUUCUUGUGAGAAACAUUUAAAAAAGAAAUCUAAUCUUUUUUUGCAUAAGAGAAAUCACAGAGAUAGCAAAUCAUUUUCAUGCUCAGAAUGUGGAAAAUCUUUUAGCAUGACAUCCAUUCUUGUUAGACAUCAGAGAACUCACACAGGGGAGAAGCCGUAUUCAUGUCCAGAAUGUGGGAAAGGCUUUCAUCAGCAAUCAUCUCUUCUUUAUCAUCGGAGAGCUCACAAAAGAUUGAAGCCAUUUCCGUGUUCAGAUUGUGGGAAAAGUUUUAGACAGAAAUCAGAUCUUUGUAGACAUAAGAAAACUCACACAGGGGAGAAGCCAUUUUCAUGUGUUGAAUGCGGGAAAUGCUUCAACAGUCAAUCAAAUUUUUUUCGGCAUCAGAGAACUCACACAGGGGAGAAGCCAUUUUCAUGUGUUGAAUGCGGGAAAUGCUUUAGUCGGAAAUCAAAUCUUGUUACACAUCAGAGAACUCACACAGGAGAGAAGCCAUUUGUGUGUUCUGAAUGUGGGAAGUCUUUUGAUGUGAAGUCAUUGCUUAUGCAACAUCAAAGAAUUCACACAGGAGAGAAGCCAUUUUUAUGUUCAGAAUGUGGGAAAUGUUUUAGUCAGAGAUCAAAUCUUGUUAGACAUCAGAGAACUCACUCACGGGUGAAGUCAUGUAUGUGUCUUGAAUGUGGUAAGUAUUUUGGUGUGAAAUCAAUGCUUUUAGAACAUCUAAGAAGUCAUACAGUAGAGAAGCCAUUUUCAGCUUCAGAAUCUGUGAAACCUUUUAGCCAGAAAUCACAUGUUGUAGAACAGGAAAGAGUCCACUUAGAGGAGAAGCCAUUUUCAUGUUCACAAUGUCGUAAAUGCUUUAACAGUCAAACAAGUUUUUUUCGGCAUCAGAGAACUCAUACAGGGGAGAAGCCAUUUUCAUGUCUUGAAUGUGGAAAGUGCUUUAGUCAGAAAUCAAAUCUUGUUGCCCAUCAGAAAACUCACACAGGAGAGAAGCCAUUUAUGUGUCCUGCAUGUGGGAAGUGUUUUAGGGUGAGAUCAAUUCUUAACAAACAUCUAAGAAGUCACACAGGGGAAAAGCCAUUUUCAUGUCUUGAAUGCGGGAAAUGUUUUGGUCAGAAAUCAAAUCUUGUUGCCCAUCAGAAAACUCACACAGGAGAGAAGCCAUUUAUGUGUUCUGAAUGUGGGAAGUGUUAUGGUGUGAAAUCAUUGCUUAUAAAACAUCUAAGAAGUCACACAAGAGAGAAUCCAUUUUAUCCUCAGAAUGCGGGAAACAUUUUAUCCAGAAAUCAAAUCUUGUGAAACAUCUAAGAACCCACUUAGGAGAGAAGCCAUUUUCAUGUCUUGAAUGUGGAAACUGCUUUAGUCAAAAAGGAAAUCUUGUUACACAUCAGAGAACUCACACAGGAGAGAAGACAUUUUCACGUUAAGAAUAUGGGAAGUCGUUUAUUCAGAAAUCAAGUCUUGCUAAACAUCAGAGAAUUCACUUACAAAAGAAGCCAUUGUAAUGUUCAGAUUGUAAGACAUGUGAGAGAUGUGGAGCUUCAUUGUGGGACCUGCUGCCUAAUCAUGUCUUCUGUAUAACUUAAAGGGAGUCUGUCACCAAAAUAUGACGUUAUACACCACUUACAUGGCUCUCUAGCACAUAUAUCCAUGAUUCAAAUGGUACCUUUGUAAUUUUCUUCUGACUUUCACAGCAGGAAAAACGCAGUUUAAUCCAUAUGUAAAUGAGGGGUCGCAAGUGCCCAGGGGCGGCGUUCGGUGUGUAGGAGCCCAGGCGGCUCUGCCUUCUUUUUACAUUACUCCUCCCCAGCCUCUUCCUUGGCCCACCCUGCAAGUCCCUUGCGUCAUCCACAGGACCGGCCAAUAUCCCUUGUGUGUGCAGUGCACCGCCGGCAUGCCAGCACCGGCGAGAAACCAGUGACUAGGGGGCAGUCCGGAAGCAAGCAGGAGGACUAGAGGCCGACGCUGCGCACAAUAUCGUCCGGUCCUGUGGAUGAUGCAAGGGAUUUGCGGGGCGGACCAAGGAAGAGGCUGAGGAGGAGUAAUGUAAAAAGAAGGCAGAGCAGCUACUCAGCCAAUAAACAUGCGGGGAAGUACUGGCGCUCCCUGUAAUGCCGUAGCCAUGUUGGUUACUGGCAUUACAGGGAUUGGCUGUCCGGAACGCUUCGCACCCGAUGAUACGUGGUUUGGCUCAGUCUUAGGGCGAGCUGCAGCAGAAGGGACAGAUAGUGUAGGGACAUGAUUUUUUUUUUUUUAGGUAGGGUUUA
Molecule: messenger RNA, 2792 nt
Organism: Bufo bufo (common toad)
Lineage: Eukaryota; Metazoa; Chordata; Amphibia; Anura; Bufonidae
Product: gastrula zinc finger protein XlCGF57.1-like
Exons: 5
Coding region: 64-1824 (586 amino acids)
Biological process (GO): regulation of DNA-templated transcription
Source: RefSeq, a predicted model, not a curated record